This is a messenger RNA of Durio zibethinus, 549 nucleotides long. The record is from RefSeq and is a predicted model, not a curated record. Lineage: Eukaryota; Viridiplantae; Streptophyta; Magnoliopsida; Malvales; Malvaceae.
AUGACAUCCUCCACUAGCAUAGACCUUAAAUCUUGCUCGGAGGGAAAUGGUCAUCCUCGGCACUCGGUACACCGGGGAAAUGAAGAAGGGUCUUUUCAGUGUUAUGCAUUAUCUCAUGCCUAUGCGUCAAAUCCUAUCCUUAUAUUCUGGCUGCAAUAUGGCACUGGAGAAAUUCUAUAUCCUCUCUUGUUGGAAAACCUAGUGUUUGAUGAACAUAAAAGAGAGGUGGAUUAUGGGGACAAAUUAGAGACAGAUAUUUAUCAACAAUCAGGGAGUCUUAUAUACAUCAGAACCUACCCCAUCGAAUACAUUCCUAAUGCUAAGAUAACAUGCGUAGGUCCACGCCCUAAGAAUGCCACACUUUUGGCAUGUAAUGCCUUUGGUGUCCUUCCACCUGUGAGCAAGUUGAGUCUGACACAAACCAUGUGCCAUUUCAUUAGUGGCUACACUGCUUUGGUAAAUGGCACAGAAGAAGAUAUAAAGGAGCCAACAACAACAUUCUCAGCUUGCUUGCUUUGGCGCAGCAUUUAUCAUGUUGCAUCCUACUAA